Messenger RNA from Antechinus flavipes (yellow-footed antechinus), 1218 nucleotides. It is a transcript of the gene RASL11A, whose product is annotated as RAS like family 11 member A. Gene Ontology annotation, molecular function: GTP binding; GTPase activity. Lineage: Eukaryota; Metazoa; Chordata; Mammalia; Dasyuromorphia; Dasyuridae. The record is from RefSeq and is a predicted model, not a curated record. Bases 239 to 967 code for a protein of 242 amino acids. The transcript is spliced from 4 exons.
UCCCGCAGUGGCUGCAGCAGCAAAAGCCACCUCCGCAACGUCCAUUCCUGUACCUCUGGAUUUGGAAUCCUCCUUUCUGUGUGUUCCCUCUUUCCUCCCUAGAGCCAGUUCCCCGCUGGCAAGGCUGCUUUCUUCAGCCAAAUUCACCGGAGUUUGACCGCUGCAAAGUGUUAAGUGGUGUCUGUUUGUCCUAGAAUCUCAAGAUCUUUUCCUUCUUCCUCUCCCUGCCCCUCGCUCCAUGCGCCUGAGGAACAUGUCUGGGAACUUUUUGCUCGCCCCUAUUCCGGAGUCUUCCUCUGAUUAUAUGCUUCACAAGGACAUUAAACUGGCAGUGCUGGGCUCAGGCAACGUGGGCAAGAGCGCAAUGAUUGUGCGCUUCCUGACCAAGAGAUUUAUUGGAGAUUAUGAACCCAAUACAGGCAAACUAUAUUCAAGGACUGUUCACAUAGAAGGAGACCAACUGUCCUUACAGAUCCAGGAUACUCCGGGAUGCAUUCAGGUCCAAGAUGACUUUGUUCAGGUAUUGGAUUCUCUCUCCAGAUGUGUUCAGUGGGCAGAGGGUUUUCUGCUGGUAUAUUCCAUCACAGACUAUAGCAGCUACCAGUCAAUCAAACCCCUUUAUCAGCACAUCCGGAGGCUCCAUCCCAACUCCAAGACUCCCAUCAUUAUCGUGGGGAACAAAGGAGAUCUUCUACAUGCCCGACAGGUGCAGACUAAUGAUGGCAUCCAGCUGGCUAAUGAGCUGGGCAGUGUAUUUCUUGAAAUUUCAACCAGUGAAAACUAUGAAGAUGUCUGUGAUGUUUUUCAGCAUCUCUGCAAAGAAGUUAGCAAACUGCACAACCUCAGUGGGGAAAAGAGGAGAUCAUCUCUCAUUCCCCGGCCCAAAUCACCCAACAUGCAAGAUCUCAAGAGACGCUUCAAGCAGGCUCUCUCUUCCAAAGGCAAAUCAUCACCUUCAAUGGGAUAAAACCAUGGUUCAAAAGACUCUAGUCUCCUUAUUAUACAUUUGUGCAGCUAAACAGACUGGUUUCUCCUUUUUAAUUGCUCAUUCAGAGUUUAUUUUUGUACAGGUAUUAAUUUUCAUGUUUGUGUGCGUCUCUUAAAGAAACUGUUUACCCUUUGGUUUGAGGAAAUUUUUGUACAUGACACAUUUUUGUACAUGGUACAUGUACCAAAAUUAUUGAUUACUUUUCCAUUAAAGAUAAAAUGAUAACAUGA